Staurois parvus is the source of this 402-nucleotide messenger RNA. The record is from the annotation of a GenBank genome assembly. Lineage: Eukaryota; Metazoa; Chordata; Amphibia; Anura; Ranidae.
AUCAGUGUGCCCUGAUGAUCAGUGUAGCCCCAGCAGUGCCACCUGCCAGUGCCCAUCAAUGCCACAUGUGCCACAGUGCACAUUAAUGCCACAUAUCAGUGCCUACCAGUGCACAUUAAUGCCACAUAUCAGUGCACAUCUGAGCUGCCUUUCAAUGCCACCUAACAGUGCCAGUCAGUGCCGCCUAUCAGUGCCAUAUAUGAGUGCUCCCUUUCAGUGCCCAUCAGUGAUGCCUGUCAAUGCCCAUCAGUGCCACCUACCACCUAUCAGUGCCCAUCACUGCAGCCUCAUUAGCGCACAUCAUCAGAAGGAGAAAAAUCACUUAUUUACAAAAUUUUAAAACAGAAACUAGGAAAAAAAAUUUUUUUUUUCAAACUUUCCAGUUGUUUUUGGUUUGUUUAG